Lathyrus oleraceus (garden pea) is the source of this 891-nucleotide messenger RNA. RefSeq lists its product as uncharacterized. The record is from RefSeq and is a predicted model, not a curated record. NCBI's taxonomy places the organism in Eukaryota, Viridiplantae, Streptophyta, Magnoliopsida, Fabales, Fabaceae. The transcript has a single exon. Bases 1 to 891 code for a protein of 296 amino acids.
AUGAAGAAUGCAGAAAGGUGGAAGUAUGUCAUUCAGAUAAUGGUAGCCCUAGAAAGGGAAUUGGGAAAAGAUACCCUUAAGUGUAAGGAGGUCAUGGAACUGAUAGAAGUUGUAGGGAUGAUGAAGAUUGUCACACACUUUGGACCUUGCUAUGAAAACUUAGUAAAGGAGUUUGUGGUGACUAUCCCUGGUGGAUGUGAUGAUAAGAAGAAUGUUGGCUAUGGUAAAGUAUAUGUGAGAGGAAAUGUUCUAACAUUCUCCCCAGUUAUGAUCAACAAGUUCCUAGGAAUACCAAAUGAACCUCGGGCUAAACUGGAAGUCACUGAUGAUCAGGUGUGCAAAGAGAUCACGACCAAGCAGGUUAGACAUUGGCCAAACAAAAGGAAGUUGUCUGUUGGUAAUUUGAGUGUAAAAUAUGCCAUCCUGCAUAGGAUUGGUACUUCCAAUUGGGUGCCCACUAAUCAUACCUCAACAAUCUCUAUUGGUCUAGGAAAAUUCAUUUAUGUUGUUGGUAAAAAAAGAGCAUUCGACUUUGGAAAAUACAUCUUUGAACAAGUGUUGAAACAAGCCUUCUCUACUGCUGUAAAAAUGCCCAUUUGCUUUCCAUCCCUCGUCUAUGGAAUCAUCCUAAAUCAACACCCUAGUAUUUUGUUGCCCAUGGACAGUGUAAAGAAAAUGGAGUCUCCCUUAUCACUCCACUACAAACUCUUUGCAGGAACUCAUGUCCCAGACAUUUCUAUGACAUCCUCUCAGGCUUCUGGCCCUGCCAUAUCCAAGAAGAGUGACAUUGCUCAACUAAGGGAAACAUGUAAAGAGAUGAAGGACUCCAUCAGAUUUAGCACAACAACAAAGAUUAAACUGGAGACGUCGAUGAAGGUUAUGAUAGAAUAG